AUGUUACGAAAAACAUUUUUUUUUAAAGAAUUUGGAUUAACUAUUCAACACUCAAAACAUCAUUGGCGUAUGUGGCAUGUACUUGGCUCAUGGCGUGCUGGUGAAAAUAGUGGUGGUUCAUGUGCAAAUUCAGGUUGUCGUCAUGGUUGUUAUUAUUGGCGUAAUCCACAAUUUGUUAUUGAAUUAUCAUUAAAUCGUUCAUUUAAUUCCAAUAGAUUAUGUAUGAUGAUAAUUGCAUUAAUGCAAAAGCCAAUAACAAAUAAUUCAAAUGUAAUAUCAAAUGAACAAUAUAUACAAAUACGUCUUUUUAAAAUAAAACCAAAUGUUAAAAUAUGUGAGAAAAAAAUUUAUAAACCAGAUGAACAUCAACAGGUCCGUAUGGUAAGCUUAAAUAUUCUUAUUUAUCUUAUCAAUGAUUUAUUAAAAAUAAAAGUUAAUCGUCGUGAAGUUUCUUUAUUAUUAAAAACAACAACAGGUGCAUAUUUAAUUGUUCCUAGCAUGGCAGAUGUUGAUCAAAAUUGUGAUUUUUUAUUACGAAUUUUUUCUCAAGAUACAACAAUUGGUCGAACUUUUGUUAACAUAUUUGCUAAUGAUAAUUUUGAAGAUUUAUCACGUCGAAAUCUAAAUCAACAAUAUACAUUAUCAGAACAAACACCUAUGAAUAUAUUUUUUGAAGCAACACAUUCAAGAGAAUAUUAUAAAUCUACAGAUCUUGAUGAAAAACGUAUUGAUGUCAUUCCAAUUCGACCUCAACGCUACACAUAUGAAUAA
Messenger RNA from Rotaria sp. Silwood2, 771 nucleotides. Lineage: Eukaryota; Metazoa; Rotifera; Eurotatoria; Philodinida; Philodinidae. The record is from the annotation of a GenBank genome assembly.